CCGUUCGCUCGACGCGCGCGCGGUGGGCGGGAGACGCGCCUCUGAUGCUGCAUCUCGCUUCCCCCCCUCGUAGUCGUUGCUCCGUCUCCGGUGAUACAAGCAGCCAUGGCGACGGUAGUCCAACCGCUCACUCUGGAUCGAGACAUCGCGCGGGCAAUCGAGCUGCUGGAGAAGCUGCAGGAGUCCGGCGACGUUCCGGGCCACAAGCUGCAGUCCCUGAAGAAGGUCCUGCAGAGCGAGUUCUGUACCGCCAUCCGGGAGGUCUACCAGUACAUGCAUGAAACCAUCACAAUCAACGGAUGCCCGGAGUUCCAGGCGCGGGCCACAGCCAAGGUAAGACGGUGGCCGCCAUCUUGAUCAGCCAGUAGAUCCCACCCAAGAGAGGUAGAGACAGAGAGAACGGAGGAGGGCCUGGGCUUCAACGUGAUGGGCGGCAAGGAGCAGAACUCGCUCUACAUCUCCCGCAUCAUCCCAGGGGGCGUGGCCGAGAGGCAGGGCGGGCUCAAGCGCGGCGACCAGCUGCUGUCCGUCAACGGCGUGAGUGUGGAGGGCGAGCAUCACGAGAAGGCGGUGGAGCUGCUGAAGGCGGCGCGCGACAGCGUGAAGCUGGUGGUGCGCUACACGCCCAAGGUGCUGGAGGAGAUGGAGGCGCGCUUCGAGAAGCUCCGCACCGCCCGCCGCCGCCAGCAGCAGCAGCAGAUGCUGCAGCAGCAGCAGCAGCAGCAGCAGACGGGCAACAGCAGCCACGCGCCGUCACAGCAGCAGCAGCAGAACCACGCCUCGUUGUUCCAAAAGAAGAAGUGAAGGAGAAGGCGGCGUCCAUCUUGAAAAAAUAAAAUGGCCGACAACAUGAGACGAGAGGAACGACGUGGUCUAGAUGGUCGUCUGCUCUCCUUGCAACAUACCGACAAUACACUACAGAAACUAAAGUAAUAGACCCACCAUGGAUCCUUUUCACAUUGGGGUCACAGCAGGUAAACACAAGCGUAGCUCGCUAAUCGUUAAUCCUUUUAUUUCUGAAUUCACUGCCUGCCAGAAUUGCUCUCUUCUUGGUGAGAUUAGACCGAUUUCACAGGGUGACAUCGUAGGACUCACACAGGUGUCGCUCAUAGCACUUAUCAUGGGUCUACUCCUUUAUCUACCAGGGCACAGGAAGUAGAAUUACCUUCACUAGUUCAUGGUGCUGUCACAGCUGCGCUGUUGGGUCCAUUAUGAUCAAACCCUUGAGGGUUUUCCCGACGGUUUUCUCGGAGUGGUGUGACCACUCAAUCUGAAUGACUCUGUUGACUUUGGCCCAAAAGUGGAAUUAAUAACCAUAUGCAUCCAGGUGGCCUAACUUUCCAUGGAUUAAAAUGAGUCGCGGUCAGACGUGGUGCAAUCAGGAGGUGAAAGCACUCAUCGAAAUAUGGUGGAUGACGACAUAUGUUUUUUUAAAUUGUAUAAUUAUUUAGUGACCGAAAGGUUGAAAUAUUGAAUUAUUUUUAUUUUUUAAGUUGUUGCAACAAGGAGUGCGCAAUGGGUGGGAAGUGAUCGUAUUCUCUGAGCCCUGCCCUGGGACAUUAAAGGAAAAUAACCAGAGUUAGUGAUACAUGGGACUGAGUUUGUCCUAUGAUGAUAUCAAUGUAAUUAAAACGUUCAAUUCAAUUGUACUUGUAGAGCCCUUAACCACAGGCACAGCCUCAAAGGGCUUCACAGGCCAUACAUUUAUGACACGCCCCUGACCCUAACUCCCCCGGGGCAAGAAAAAACUCUCUUAAUUAUCAAGGAAGAGAUCUGGAGAAGGAUCGCUGAUCAUCCCUCGUUCCAGGGAUGAUCAGGAACGCAAUGAGGGCCAUAAUUGACAUACAUUAACACGUACAGGCAAUUAUUAUUAUUUUUUCCCUUUAUGAUGCCUUUAUUAAAAGAGUAUCAGUAUUCAAGAAGCAUAAUAUCUAUCUAGCUAGAUAGAUGUGUAUCAUAGCUAGCCUGCUGUAUAUCUCAUUCAUUAUCCUCUCAAGUAAUUAUGUGAUGUUCUACAUUUUAAUGUCGGUGAAGGGCGGGUAUUUCUGGCAGGGAGUGACAUUUUGGCACAGCAUCGUCAUAAACAAUAUAUAAUUACUCUGCUGAUGGUUUCGCACCGGAAUCAUUAAAUAGAACAGGUCUAUAAUUAACGAGCUAGACUUUGCUUCUGACUGCUUGAAAAGGGUCCAUGCGUUUGAGCUAAAAACACAAACUGGUGCUUUGACAAAACUAGGUGUGCAUAAGGUGACGAUAGAGUUGAAAGUCAUUUUAAGUUAUGUUUUCCUUUUCUAUAUAUAUUUGACCUUCAGUGAAAAAAGGUGUCCCUCUUUCUUCAGGUUCAACUUCUUGUGUUUGUGGUACUUUCAGUUUUAUUUUCAGUAUGAUUUGCUUUGUUAAUCUUGCUGCUUGCUGACACCUGUUUUUGCUGUGGCCUUGUCUGCCAUUUCCCAUGAAUAUUGUUUCGUACAGUGACACUUCUGAUGUUUUUGCGUUUCAACUGUUUCCCUUCUGUGUCCUCGAAUGAAUACCAAUUCAUUUUAUCUGUGUGUGUGCGUGUGCCCGAGUUUGAGUGCGUGAGUCUGUGUGCACAACAAGCUGUCUGAAAAAUUGUGAUAAAUCCUAUUCUGUACCCAUGUAAUAAUGAUAAUAAUUGUAGCAGAAAUAAUUAUUUUGUAUCGGAAUUAUUUAGAUUUAGCAAUAACACGUAACGUUAAAUUCCACAAUUUCGGUUCAGUAGUGUAGAGGCAUUGGACGAGGUUGACCACUUAAAGGCCUAGUCAACUGGAUCUUAUGCACUGUGUGUCAUGAGACAGCUUUCAAACCUCCUGCCACUCAAACACUGGAUGAUCAAUUCUCAGCCCAGCAGUUUACAUGCACACUCAUUAACCGAUCUCAAUCUGGUGGAGGCAGUCAUUCACAUUAUCGACUGCACCCCUAGAACAGCAUACAUUUGCGACAUCGGGUUUACCUCGAUGAUUGAUUUGAUAUACUUGUACACAUAUAUACAGUACAUAUAUGCAAGGUGUUUAUACACACCUUAACAGUACUUUGGUCAGGAUAUUUAUUCUGGCCAUGCACAGAAAGGCUGGAGAAACAUCUGAUUCAAGAGAUGCAUAACUGGGGGUGUCCUACUUCUGUUGAAUACGUCAGUGGUCAUGUAAUCAACGUGGUCAGUAUGUAAAUACCGUACCCCAGCAAGCUAAGAUGUGCAUGUAAACGUGACUUGGGCCAUUCAUUGAGAUCCUCAUUGCAGUUCUAUUGACCGCACAGUCAACACUAUCACAUUGCUCUCGUUUCCGUUACAAAGUCGGACAUUGAUAUAUGAAUUUACCCAGAAGAUGUUGUCUUUUGAGAGUUGCUAUAAUACAGCCAAAACCAAAUCUUCCAAAAGAUAUUAAGUUAUAUACCCUCAUCUACCAGACAAGUAGAAUGUCAAAUUAUAUUCAUGUCGUCAGAGUGCAAAGUCUAAAGAAUAGUAGCCUAUAAGUUAGUUUAUUUUUCCAAGAACCUAUUUUUUUCGUUUCACUUCUCAAACGUGGACACAAACAUAAAGUUUUAUCAUUAAAUUCAAAUAUGUAUAUUUUGUAUGUCACCUAGAACAUUAUUUAUGAAGUCCUUUCAAAUACUAACACAUGUCUGAUAUCUGAACCAUGUCUUAUGCUAACUGAAUUCCUAGAUUUGCUUUUCUCUUUUCCCGUUGUGACAAUCAUAGUACAUUUAAUGUUGGACUCAUUGGAGUGUCCCAUCUUUCCUCUCGUAACUUAAUUCAUAAAACAUUUGUGUUUACCUCGAUAACUAAUCCUACGUUCAAACGGCCGGGGUGUAUUUAUGAAUACUCUUUAGAAAGUCGCUGGGUUCGAUCCCCAUGUUCACAGACUUCCUGUAGAUUCUAACCUCGACCUGCUUCUUAAUGACGUGUAUCGUUGUGAUAUACGUUGUGAAUUGCUAUGGAUUACAAAACCUCUGCUUGAUGACUUAUAAGAGUUACACACAGCAUUUGUUCAGUGGGUUUCCAGUGAGUAGCAAUCCCCUGGGUUUUCUAAUGUAUUCCAUGCCAACGCAGCCGGUGUUGGGAAGCCCGGUUUUCCAAACACGAUUGUCUUGGAAGGUCAUGGGAGAGUUUGGUGUAAAAAAAAGUGAUUUUAUCGUUUCGUUUUACUUUGAUGUUUUUUUUUCAACAAGUCAAUAACCCAACUUGACAGAAUCCUUUUUGUAUUGUAAAAAAUAUAAAUAUCACAGGAACCUUUCUUAAUUGACAUGCAUUUUUGAAACUGGUAGUCCUUUACUUAACACACAGACAAGAAAAUAAACUACACGUUGAUAUGCAAUUGUUAUACAUACUAUAUUUGUAUAAAUAAAUCUAUGUGCUUGUGGUACAGUGA
Molecule: messenger RNA, 4382 nt
Organism: Gadus macrocephalus (Pacific cod)
Lineage: Eukaryota; Metazoa; Chordata; Actinopteri; Gadiformes; Gadidae
Gene: lin7a
Product: lin-7 homolog A (C. elegans)
Biological process (GO): neurotransmitter secretion; maintenance of epithelial cell apical/basal polarity; protein localization to basolateral plasma membrane
Cellular component (GO): cell-cell junction; basolateral plasma membrane; MPP7-DLG1-LIN7 complex
Molecular function (GO): L27 domain binding
Source: RefSeq, a predicted model, not a curated record